UAGCGAGUGAGUGAAAGAGCAGAACAGCAGCGCAAAUUUUCGGCUGCUCGUCAGACAACCAAAAGGGAGGUUAUCACCAGAGGUACAGAGUAAGGAGUACAGAGACACCACUCACUGGUAAAAGAAGGGAGAGACAGAGACAGAGGAGGGAGAGAUUGUCAGAGUGAAUGAGGAAGAAGAAAAAGAGAGUUGCGAUUUGCGAUUUGCGAGAGACAGUGAGAGAGAGAGCUCUUUGAGUUUUAUGUUUUCUCCCCCUCGCCUCGCAGUGAUUGAUCCUCGUGAACACUGAACAGGUGCAGUGCGAUUGGACGCUGAAUAGUUGGCGCAAGUUGGCGUUGUAGUACUAAAGUACUUUAUUGUGCUUGAUCUUGAUGCUCGCUCUCAACCUCUCAAGUUAUAUAUUAUAUUUACAUCAAAUACGACAAAUACGUGUGGAAUUUAUGUGUCUGAGAUAAAUAUAUUUAAAUUCUCAGCAAUGUGUCCGUGGUGGUUUACUAAUUCACAGCUGAAGUAGUCGUACAGUGGACCGAGCAAGUGAUCCCGCUUGUGUUUUUCGAAACCCAGUUAUAAUUACCAUCAAAAAAAUUUAACUGUACUGGGUUGUUAUCAGGCAGUGAAAAUUAUUGAUAAUAAUAUUGUAACUAUUACUAGAUAAACACAAAUAAGUUAUUUGCCGGACGGCAUGAAUGUUUACAACGCCUCGUCAGCGGCCACCACCGUCGUCACGUCUUCGUCAGCGGCGGCAGUCGGAGCAGUUGAGGGUACCGAUGACUGGGUUGAAUUUUGUGACAGACACGCCCGCGCAGCGGCUUCUGAUUUCGCUAAGGCGUUUUGCACAUACGUCAGCCUGAAUUUGCCAGAAAGUGCCCGGACCACCCUCUCGCAUCGUGAUUUUUUGCGUAAAUUCGUCGAGACCUUCUGCGAGCACUUUGAACACGAGUACCUCAGACGUAGCGCCAGAUCUCCAUCAUUCCACGACACACGACACGUGAUACCCAACUCCACUAGUCAAAACAAUCGAGCACCCGUACGAGCAUCAUCAAAUGAAGAAUUCAGUGAUUAUUCAGACCGCGAUGGCGAGGUUGUGUCACCAAAACCUGUACAUAAACCAUUUUUUCGACGUCUCUCCUUCAAGGGGUUCAAAAAAGGCCGGGGGUUUUUUCAUAAACAGCAGAGUGAUGAAGUUGAACUGUCUCACAGUGAGAGCAGAAAAGAUAAACACACGAAGUCGAAGCUGUCAAAAAUAGUUGUCGAGUGCAGAAAAGAGGGUGUCGUCAAUACGUUGAUGGGGGAGAAUUCAGACGGGACACAAAAAUGGGAAAAAUCACGCUUGGCACUUAUAAAGGCCAUUGGCGGUUAUAUGCUGGAGUUUUAUUCACCGCCGAAAGCUGUAAAACCACGUGGUGGGGUGUUUUGUUCGGCGAUAACAGAAGCACGGGAAACAACGGCUUUGGAAAUGCCAGACCAUGAAAAUACAUUUGUAUUGAAAACCCAAAAUGCUGAGUUUGUUAUCGAAGCACACGAUUCUGCGGACAUGAGAUCGUGGUUAGCUACAAUUAAAUACUGCAUGCGUUCAGCAUUUUUAAAUUCGACGACGAAUGACUCAGCGGGUGACGGCCUGGGUCAUGGCUCUGCCUCAGGGCAAGACGGUGAUCGUGUAAGAGCUAAUUCCGCAAGUAAAACCUCAAGAGCGGGAUACGAUCAUGGCAAUGAUCUGGCUCAUCCACCAGAAUUACCUCCUAGACUUCGAACCCGUAGCAAUAGUAAUCUUGAGCUGUGCUCGUCUCAGCAAGAAAUUGAACAAAUGAGUGGUAAUGAAGGGGAACCAGACUUGGCUGUUAGUUUAAGAGAAUACCCAUGGUUUCAUGGUACAUUACCACGAUCAGACGCAGCACAACUUGUCCUGCAUAAUGCAGCAAAUGGUCAUGGUGUUUUCCUAGUACGACAAAGUGAGACGAGAAAAGGAGAAUUUGUAUUAACAUUUAAUUUUCAAGGAAGAGCUAAGCACUUAAGAAUGACACUAAAUGAUCAGGGUCACUGUCGCGUCCAACAUCUGUGUUUUCCCGCGAUACUUGACAUGCUGGAUCAUUUUCGUCAGAAUGCAAUACCCCUGGAGUCAGGCGGAACUGCGGACGUCAUGCUGACAGAAUUUGUAGUUGCUAAUCACGCAUUACGUCCAUUAUCAUCACAUCCAGUAAUUAAUGCAAAUGCACAGCAACAAAACUCAGCUCAGGAGAGGAGACCUCUGGCUGUACCGGAAUCAAGAGAAGUCCAGACAUAUGGCGGAUCCAUAAGGACGAGAGUUGAGUCUUUGGAAAGACUCGAGCAGCAGCAGCAGCAGCAGCACAAUGUUAAUAAUAGUGUGGAUCAGCAAGCUUCGACCUCAGCAUCCUCAAGCAAUAGAGCUGUGCAAAACGCCUACAGUUUUCUCUGACGUUGGAUUCGCAGCACUUUGCCCUCAGGGUACCGUUUGGUCAGUCCGCCAGAAUAAAUAUUAUUACUAUUCGAAAAAAAAACCUUUUGCAUUAAUAGCUUAAAAAAUAGAAUAUCUUAAAUCAAUUCACUCGGUCGGGUCCAAUGACUGAGUUUUUAAAAUUUUAAAGUCUAUAUUCUCAAGCUAUAUUUUGUGGAUAUGGAUUUAUCGAUAUGAAUAUAAAUGUUGGUGUAAUUUAAAAAUUUGUGAAUUUAUUAAGGUAAAAACUUGAAGCUCAAUAACACUUCGCUGUAUACGAUUGAAGUUAAAAGUCGCGGUAAAUGGUUUUUUAUUUGAAUACUUUUCCUGUAAGACUGCCGCUUCCCAAAUCGAAUGCGCGUACGACUUUUUUUCGACUGCAUUAAAGCCUCAGCUCAAUAUUUAAACUGUUGAAUACAUAAUCUUUGAAAGGAUAUUUUGAAAAAGCCAAAAGAAUAAUGAAAUUUUAAAAUAAUCAUGUUACUUGAUGAUGCUUGGAAUUACAGAAAUUAUAUAUAUAUUUAUAUUUAUAUUUUCAUCAUUGAAUGUGGUGACGAAAAGGGAUGGAGAUUAAAUCCAGAAUAAUAGUUUUACGAAUCAUUUAAAUUGUACAUACUAUAGUUUUUUUUUUAAUUUUGCGGCAGCUUUUUAUGUGAACGAAAUAUUUAUUGCCCGCUUGGUUUUUAAUCAAUCAAUUAUACAAAUCAUAUACAUUAUUGAACGACUUGCUCCGAAUUAAGACUGCCUCCUGCUUAUUAAUCAAUUUAUAUUAAUGUGUAUAGAUCAUAUAUAUUUUCAAUAUGUUAUUUUUUAUUUUUAUUAUUAUAUUUUAAAUAUUUUUUUAUGUUUUAAUGUAAUUAAACUUUUUUUUGUUUGUUUAAGGGCAUACUCAGACAGUGCUCACCAGUUUUCAAAAAUUUUCAAUGACUCCUCUGUUACAAUCUUAUUAAAAUUUUAAACUUUCAAUAGAAAACGUUGAGUAGAAAAAUAAUACUAAGCACUUACCCAGUAAUGACUUAAUUACAAUCUAUUUUAAUGUUUGUAAAAAAGAAUUUCUGUCUGAGAAUGACCUUGAAUUAUUAUAAAUAAUUGUACUAUAAUUGAAAAGCCAUAGCCAAUUAAUUUAAAUUUAUAGUUAUUUGCUACGAAAAAUAAUAAAACCAAGAGACUGGUAAUGUCACAAUAAUUUGUUGAAAGUCCUGAAAAAUAACUAAUACUCUUAAUAUUUUAAACCGUAAAUAAACUUUUUUUUCAUUGCUGCAAAAGUCAUUUUUUAUAAUUUAAAUUUAAAUAAAAAUUCUCAGUGAACAGACGAAUGGGCCAAUUAAAUUUUUAAGUACUUAAUAAAUAUAUAUACAUACAUAUAUAUUUUUUUAAAUUAAAAUUUGAGUCACAGAUACGUCAUUAAUUAUGUCUUUUUUAAUUUAAAAAAAUAAUAAUUAUUUUUCUUCAUUCUGUGUAAAAAUGUCUCAAGUUUUUUAGUUUUCGUUGUAUAAAUUGUUAUGUUUAUUUUCUACCUGAUAUAUUUUUUGAAAAAGUUAAUUUUUUUUUUAAUUAUUUAGUAUAUCAUGGCCUAGAUAUAUAAAUGUAUAUUCAUGUGUUAUAUAGUGGAAUAUAUGAAAAAAAAAAUAAUAAAUAAAGUCUCGUAAUUUUUUAAGCUUAAAGCUCAUACAUAUAAAUAAUAAAAAUAAUAAACAAGAUUGACUGAAAUAUGUAU
Microplitis demolitor is the source of this 4169-nucleotide messenger RNA. RefSeq names its product SH2B adapter protein 1 (gene Lnk). NCBI's taxonomy places the organism in Eukaryota, Metazoa, Arthropoda, Insecta, Hymenoptera, Braconidae. Gene Ontology annotation, biological process: intracellular signal transduction. Gene Ontology annotation, cellular component: plasma membrane. The record is from RefSeq and is a predicted model, not a curated record. Gene Ontology annotation, molecular function: transmembrane receptor protein tyrosine kinase adaptor activity. The transcript is spliced from 5 exons. Bases 683 to 2434 code for a protein of 583 amino acids.